Molecule: messenger RNA, 3740 nt
Organism: Pseudoliparis swirei
Lineage: Eukaryota; Metazoa; Chordata; Actinopteri; Perciformes; Liparidae
Gene: lingo1b
Product: leucine rich repeat and Ig domain containing 1b
Exons: 2
Coding region: 247-2112 (621 amino acids)
Cellular component (GO): extracellular region
Molecular function (GO): protein binding
Source: RefSeq, a predicted model, not a curated record
GCAUCUGGAGGGGCCGGAGCGCGUCUCUCUCACAUGCCCCGCGGACGAGGGGCUGAUUCUCGCCGCUCCUCGCGCACGUCCCUUUCUCCCCCUCCCCAACCACCACCACCCAACCAACCCCUCCUCCUCCACCUCCUCCCCAUUACCCGCCCCCCAAAAUCUCCGUUUUGAGUCCCGCAUCCCGGUCUCCAUGCUCUGGGAGGCAUCUUUUCAUUCCCCUGGCAACAUGGACUCCGGAUCCUCCUCAUGGCAGUCCUGGUAAGCAGUGGGAUGGAGGCGGGCGGCCACAGCUACUUGGUGGCUUGCUGGCAGCCCAUCCUGAUCCUGAUGCUGGGCACCGUCCUGUCCGGAUCCACCACCGGUUGCCCGUCGCGAUGCGACUGCAACGGUCACGAGCGCUCGGUCGCGUGCCACCGACGGAGACUGGCGGCGCUCCCCGAGGGCAUACCCACGGAAACGAAGCUGCUGGACCUGAGCAAGAACCGCCUGAAGACUCUGGGGACCGAGGAGUUCAUCGAUUACCCUCAGCUGGAGGAGCUGCAGCUCAACGAGAACACCAUUUCGUCCAUCGAGCCCGGGGCUUUCGGCAACCUCAUGAACCUUCGAACUCUAGGCUUGCGCAACAACCAGCUCAAGCUCAUUCAGCUGGGGGUGUUCACGGGCCUGACCAACCUCACCCAGCUGGACAUCAGCGAGAACAAAAUUGUCAUUCUGCUUGACUAUAUGUUCCAGGAGCUUUACAACCUGAGGGCGCUGGAGGUGGGCGACAACGACCUCGUAUUCAUCUCACCCCGAUCAUUUCACGGCCUCAGCAACCUUGAAAGCCUCAACAUUGAGGGAUGCAAUCUGCCCUCGGUGCCCACGAAUGCUCUCAGCCAUCUGCAUAACCUGCUGUCACUUCGAUUGCGCUAUCUCAACGUCACCGUCAUGAGGGAUUACUCCUUUAAGAGGCUGUACCGGCUCAGAGAGCUGGAGAUUUCCCAAAUGCCUGCGCUGGAUACCAUGACCGGAAAAUGCUUGUUUGGACUCAACCUCACGUCGUUGUCCGUCACAAACUGCAAUCUUACCGGCAUCCCCUACCAAGCCAUCAGUCACCUGACAUAUCUCCGCUUUCUGAAUCUAUCGUUCAAUCCCAUUCACACCGUGGAAGGGAACAAACUGUUCCAUCUCCAGAAGCUUCAGGCUUUUCAUUUGGCCGGUGGGAGGGUGGGUGCCAUUGAGCCCUACUCUUUCCGAGGACUCAACCACCUCCGUGUACUCAAUGUAUCAAGCAAUAGCCUGAGCACCCUGGAGGAGUCCGUCUUCCACUCAGUGGGGAACCUGGAGACUCUGGCGUUGUACGACAACCCGUUGGCCUGCGACUGUCGCUUGCUCUGGGUCUUCCGCCGGCGGUGGAGGCUCAACUUCAACAGACAGCAGCCCAUGUGCGCUUCGCCCGAGGUUGUUCAAGGAAAAGAGUUCAAGGACUUCCCAGACAUUCUCCCACCCGACUAUUUCGUCUGCCAGAAAUCAAAGAUCAUGGAGUAUAAGGUCCAAGAGAGCCACGUGGAUGAAGGGACUUCCGUUCAUUUCACUUGCCAAGCUGAGGGCGAUCCGGUCCCUGUGAUAAUGUGGCUUUCCCCUAAGAAGGACUACAUCACGACCAAAACUGCGGGGUCAAGACUUUCGGUUGCUAGCGAGGGCACAUUGGAGGUCCGUUACGCCCAGAUCCAAGACAACGGCACCUACUUGUGCAUCGCGAGCAAUGCAGCGGGAAACGACACCAAAGCUGCCCACCUUUUUGUGCAUAGCUCCUCCCCCAAUUGGCCCCACCAGCCAAACAAGACAUUUGCCUUCAUCUCCAACCAGCCCAGCGACGAAGGUUCCAAUGUGACCCGGGCCUCGGUUCCAUUUCCGUUUGAUGUGAAGACCCUCAUCAUCGCAACCACCAUGGGAUUUAUCUCUUUCCUCGGAGUCGUGCUGUUCUGUCUUGUAAUAUUGUUCCUGUGGAGUCGAGCGAAACACAAUGUAAAGUCAAGUAUAGAGGUUGAACAUGUGCCGCCACGUAAAGAGGAGCCAGAGGAGGCCAGUCCAACCGAGGCACCCGUACAAUUCAACAUGAAAAUCAUGUGAACCUCAACUGGAGGCCGUGUUAAACUUACAAACUGCGGUUGAGAUGCACACUAUCUUCGCUUCAAAUAUGUACUCCGUUCAUCAGCGAUAGAAACUGCACAGCAGUAAACGCAUCUUGACACUAUACCCUUGACUUUCUUCUUCUUUCUUUUUUUUACUUCAGGGACUGAAUCUUUAAAAGCAAAUGUUGAAUUUACAAAAUUCUAAUUUCUGUAAAUUUGUGUUGGCAAUACUCAAAUCAAUGUGUUAACAUGCACUCUACCACCCGAUUACUGUGUUUAGCCAAAUGUAAGGUAAAGGUUAUAGUAAAGCACACGGAUCACAGCUGUUAGAAUUAUCAAAAAUUAACAUGAUAGACGAAGGACGUGGAGAUUAGUCUGCAGGGACAAUCUUUCUAUGAGCACAAUUUAAGAGAAAUGUCUUGUUGUUGGGAUCUCGGUGCUGUAUUUUGCUUUAAACAAAGCACAAUAACCCAGUUCUGUUGCUUAAAAUACUUGAAGAAAUGUCUGCAUUUGAAUAUUGUCCCAUCAAGUAAUUGACGAGUAUGACGUGGGGUUGUAUUAGAUACAUAUACAAAAGAAAAGAGAUCGAGAAUAUUGUCAUAUUUUAAGAAAAUAAAGAUGUACUUUCAAGAAAGAAGUCAUAUAAUUACAAACAUAAAUGUAAAAUAUUAAAGAGACAAAAAUAACAGUAUUAUAUGUCUUAAGUAAUAGUUUUGGGAGAAAAUAUCUUCAUAUGUUGAGAUAUUAGAUGUAAUAAUGUAAGAAUAUUUUCUUUUUUAUAUCUUUUUUGAUUUCAAUUCUCCGAAAAGUAUUUUUUAUUUAUUUGUAUUAAGGCCUUGAUGUUUUACCCUGCACACUUUUACGCUGCUGUCUCAAGGAAAACAUUUCCAAGAACAUCAGCACAGUAGCCCGUAUAUCCAUUACUUGUCAUGGAUAUGCAAUGUUGUCAAUAAGCCUUCAAUUUUCCUACAUAUCAGUUAUACUAACUGGAGUAUUUUUAAAUAUGGAAACAGUAAAAUUGGAAAUCUGUGCAUGUUAACACACUGAGGAAAAGAAACAGAAGCCAGUCCCACAAUAUGUGCUCCUUUAUGCCAACAAAGAAAGUUUGUCAUUAAAUGUAUUAACAUGUCCAGCUAUACAUAUUUUGUUCUGUAUUUUAUUCUUUCCUUGUAUAUUAUGAUAUGGCACAAUAGUAAUGGCUGUGAGUUUUGAACAUAUUACAGUCUAAAGAGCAGAUUGAGAUGAAGUGAAGUCUUUUUGACUCUUGAAUAUCAUCAGAUUAACACAUUUUUAACACGGUUACUUUGUUUAUCCAUUUAGCACCUCAAUGAGUGUUUGCACUCUCCAAGUCCCGAGGAUAUAUCGUCGCCGGUGCGUCUAAAAAAAAAAUGCUGACACGACAAGUUAUUUUUGGCUUUAAGGAACCCAUUUUUCAGCAUUCAGGCUGAGCACUACCCAAUAUUUAUGCGUUAAAUGGAGUUGCGUGCCAUUGGGAUUUUAUGUUGUCUAAUUAAUUUCUCAGUCAAGGUCUGCUCUGAAAAUAAUAUGUUCAUUAACUCUUAAAUACAUGUUUAUAAUGGGACGGGCAGAUGGAAAUUCUAUUAAAAUAAAUAACAUUUUCUACUA